AUCCAAGAGCUUCGACCAGAGGUGCGAGUUUCCAUUGGAAUUCUGUACUGCGUCACCCGGCGCUUGCAAGCGAAAGAACGAAGAUAACGACAAUCCAUUAGUUGCGGGCACCCCACUCACACUGCACGUAAUCAUUACCUGCCGCCAUGUCUAGCACGACUGCGAGGAAGCUCGGCAGUCAGGGGCCAGCCAUCCCUGCUGUGGGAUUGGGACUCAUGGGCUUCUCGAUCCACUACGGACCUGCUCCCAGCGACGAGGAGCGUUUUGCCGUUCUCGACCGCGCGUUGGAACUAGGUGCCACACAUUGGGAUAGCUCCGACAUGUACGGCGACUGUGAGGAGCUCCUGGGCAAAUGGUUCAAGCGCACAGGCAAGAGAGACCAGGUCUUCCUGGCCACCAAGUUUGGCAUUGUCAAAGGCUCUAUGUCAGAGAUUGACAGCUCGGCCGCUUACUGCAAGAAAGCGUGCGCCGAGAGCCUCAAGUCACUCGGCGUCGACUACAUUGAUCUAUACUACGUCCACCGUGCGAACCCCAACACCCCCAUCGAGGAGACGAUGCGCGCGUUGCUUGAGCUUAAAUCGGAGGGUAAGAUUAAAUACAUUGGCUUGUCAGAAGUGAGUUCCGCUACGCUCCGCCGCGCAAGCAAAGUGGGCCAUGUCGACGCCGUACAGAUCGAAUACUCACCUUUUGACCUGGAUAUCGAAAGGGAGUCCGGCACUAACCUGAUGGCCACCUGCCGGGAGCUCGGCGUGGCGAUUGUGGCUUAUUCGCCUCUGGGCCGAGGUUUGCUGACCGGCACUUUGAGCGACAAGGAGUCCAUCUCCAGUGACGGAGAUUGGCGGUCAUUGUACCCCAGGUUCAGCGGUGAGAAUUUUGACGCCAACAUUAGGGUCGCUAGCCAGUUUAAGGCCCUGGCAGAUAGGAAGGGGUGCUCUGCCGCCCAGCUAUCCAUCGCCUGGGUGCUGAAACAGGGCAAGGAUGUGCUGCCUAUCCCCGGUACCAAGAAGAUCAAGUAUCUCGAGGAUAACUUUGCCGCCACUAGCGUUGGCCUAACCAAUGAGGAGGAGAAGGAGAUCCGGAAAAUCGUAUCUGCCGUCGUCGGCGAGCGGGUUCCGGACUUUGCGAAGCCCCAGACCUAUGUUGACACUGUGGAGGAGAAGUAGUUAUGGCGCUGAAGAAGUAGCCUGAUUCAUGGCUACGGCAUGGUAGUGUGCUUGGACAAGUUUGCUGUCCUGUUCGCUAUCGUGUUGGCGAGAGCGUCAUUAGUGAAAUGAUCAUACAUUUGAGUCAGAAGCACCAGGAUUACCUCGGAAGGCAGCGAAGCACCAUUUUAAUACGCUAUGAAUCGGAUACUGAUU
Molecule: messenger RNA, 1358 nt
Organism: Xylaria bambusicola
Lineage: Eukaryota; Fungi; Ascomycota; Sordariomycetes; Xylariales; Xylariaceae
Product: putative aldo/keto reductase
Exons: 3
Coding region: 147-1163 (338 amino acids)
Cellular component (GO): cytoplasm
Source: RefSeq, a predicted model, not a curated record